Lachancea meyersii CBS 8951 is the source of this 1428-nucleotide messenger RNA. NCBI's taxonomy places the organism in Eukaryota, Fungi, Ascomycota, Saccharomycetes, Saccharomycetales, Saccharomycetaceae. The record is from the annotation of a GenBank genome assembly.
AUGAGUGUACUUUCACGUUUGACGGGUAGAUACACGUCCCGAGUACUGGGUACAAAAAACGGGCUUCGAAAAGGAGCAUUUUUGGCCAGCACUUCAUUGGUUUUAAGUUAUGCGUUGUGGGACCACAGAGUGGUGUCUUGUGAGAGUGUGAAGGGUAUCAAACAGUUCAGUUCCAAGCCUGGUGAACGAGAGCCCGAGUCCGGAAGUAGCACUAUCUCUUUACUCUCGGAUCAGCAGGUCACACAACGUCUGCGACAGCUGGAUCAGAGCUAUUACGUCCAAAGAGGUCGUGGCGUGGUGAGAUACGACACAGCACAAUUGCCGUCAAAUUCACCCAUAGAAGACACACAUGUGGAGCAGGUCAUCACGGUGCCAGGAAAACAGCCCGGCAGCGACGAAGACCUGUAUUUUUUCGGCAUAUUCGACGGCCACAGCGGACCUUAUACCAGCACUAAAUUGGCGCAAGUACUGGUUCCAUAUGUGGCUCAUCAGCUGGGACAGGUUUACGGCGGUCUGGGGUCGCACUCGGCUUCGUCUGAUGCAGUAGACACAGCGAUCACCUCGGCUUUCACGGCCUUGGACCGCGACCUCGUGCUCGGGUCUUUGCACAAGCUUUUCACCGACCCAACCAAGAACAACCUGGUCAACGCAUUGCCUGCCAUUUCCGGGUCCUGUGCGCUUCUAACAAUGUUUGACUCUGCGAAUUCGGUGCUGAAAUGCGCAGUUACCGGUGACUCCAGAGCACUCGUAGGAUUUCAGGACUCCGAAAGCAAAUGGUCUAUAAAAGCGGUUUCUGUAGACCAGACCGGCGAUAAUCCCGAAGAAGUGGCACGCAUUAGACAAGAGCACCCUGGCGAGCCUGGUGCGGUGCGCAAUGGCCGCGUUUUGGGAUCCCUGCAGCCUUCAAGAGCAUUUGGUGACUACCGUUACAAAGUCAAGGAACUGGGCGGGAAGACGGUGCGGGAUCUUCCAGACCAUUUGAAAGUUUACUUUCGUCGUGAACCUAGAGACUUCAAAACUCCGCCAUACGUGACUGCUGAGCCAGUGAUCACAACCACACAGGUUAGCGACAACGCCAAGUUCAUGGUACUGGCCUCGGACGGUUUGUUUGAGCUUCUAGAGAAUGAAGAAAUAAAAGAUUUGGUAGUCGACUGGAUGAACAAAGAAAAGGGUUUGAAGGCCAAGCAGCCCAAAUCGUUGCUCGAAGACAAAAACGCCGCAACACACCUGAUACGGAACGCGUUGAGCGCCGGCGGACAGCGCGACUAUGUUUCCACGCUAGUAAGCAUUCCAUCCCCAAUGAGUCGCAAAUACAGGGACGAUCUCACCGUGACUGUUGUAUUCUUCGGCCAAGCCGAACCCGGUGAAAUAACGGGACAACUCGAAUUGAACUACGAGGCCACCGCACCACUCAAGCCAAAACUUUGA